AUGGCGGUGGACACGGCAACCGAGCUGCUGUUUUUAGACACGUUCAAGCACCAGAGCGCGGAGCAGAGUACCAAUAUAGAUGUAGUUCGUUUUCCAUGCGUGGUUUACAUAAAUGAAGUACGUGUCAUUCCUCCAGGAGUGAGAGCUCACACAAGUUUGCCUGACAAUAGAGCUUAUGGAGAGACAUCCCCACAUACAUUUCAACUGGACUUGUUUUUCAACAAUGUCAGCAAGCCAAGUGCCCCUGUUUUUGAUAGGCUGGGGAGCCUUGAAUAUGAUGAAAACACUUCAAUUAUUUUCAGACCCAAUGCAAAGGUCAACACGGAUGGAUUAGUUCUAAGAGGGUGGUACAACUGUCUGACUUUGGCAAUAUAUGGCUCAGUCGACAGGGUAAUAAGUCAUGAGAGAGAGUCACCUCCUCCACCCCCACCUCCGCCACCACCUCCCCAGCAACAGCCUGGUUUGAAAAGAAACCCAAAACAUGUUGAUGGAGAGAAAGAAGACCAGUUCAAUGGCAGCCCUCCAAGACCACAACCUAGGGGACCAAGGACACCUCCAGGCCCUCCUCCUCCUGAUGAUGAUGAGGAUGAACCUAUGCCAGUGUCAGUGGUUGGGGAAAAAGAAGAUGAUGUGGACCAUAGGGAGGAUUACUUUGAGCCCAUUUCUCCUGAUCGAACAUCCAUUCAUCAAGAAAGCCAGUAUUCUGAUGAUGGAGAAGUGGAGGAAGAUCAACCAGAAGAAGGAGAAGAUGAAGAUGAUGUGGAUGUUGAGGAGGACGACGAUGAGGAUGAUGAUGAUGGGCAUACAGUAGAGAGUAUUGCUGAUGAGGAAGAGGAAGAGGAGGAUGAAGAUGAAGAUGAAGAAGAAGGUGAAGAUGAGGAAGAAGGUGAAGGCGAUGAUGGAUAUGAGCAGAUUUCAAGUGAUGAAGAUGGAAUUGCUGAUCUGGAACGUGAAACAUUUAAGUAUCCAAGCUUUGAUAUUGAAUAUACUCCCGAGGAUUUGGCCUCUGUGCCUCCUGUGACUUAUGAACCUUUUGAAAGGGAGCUUGGACCUCUUUUAUACUUCAGCUGCCCUUACAAGACUGUAUUUGAAAAUGAAGUUGCUAAAAUAAAGGACCAAGACCCAGAAAAAGAAAAUUCAGGGGCAGUGGAAGCCUCAGUUAAAUUAACUGAACUGUUGGAAUUAUAUCAAGAGGAAAGGGGUGCAAAGUGGGUCACUGCAUUAGAAGAAGUUCCGAGUUUAAUAGUAAAAGGAUUGAGCUACCUGCAGGUGAAAGACACAAAGCAAGACUAUAUUACCCAGCUAGUAGACUGGACCCUGCAAGCUUUAAACCUUCAGGUAGCUCUCAAACAGCCCAUUGCUUUGAAUGUCCGACAACUCAAAGCUGGGACAAAACUGGUAUCAUCGUUAGGAGAAUGUGGGACUCAAGGAAUAACGGCACUCUUGCAGGCAGGAGUUAUUAAUGUGUUAUUUGAACUGUUGUUUGCAGAUCAUGUAUCAUCCUCCCUUAAACUUAAUGCUUUUAAAGCUUUGGAUAGUGUUAUUAGCAUGACUGAGGGAAUGGAAAUGUUUCUAAGGGGCGGUGUAGAUGUACAUGAAAAAAGUGGUUACCAGAAACUCCUGGAACUCAUACUAUUAGACCAGACUGUGAGAGUAGUUACUGCUGGUUCUGCAAUUCUCCAGAAAUGCCACUUCUAUGAGAUUCUGUCGGAUAUUAAAAAGGUGGUUGAUCAGUUAGCAGAGAACACUCCUUCUCUUCCUAAUCACACGGAGCCAGAACAAGACCAGGACUUGGCAGGACUUGAAAGAACCAACCAAGAAUAUGAGAAUGAUGUGGAGGCUCCUAUGGAUAUGGAUCAUCUUUUGGAAUCUUCUAAUAUAAGCGAAGGAGAGAUGGAAAAACUUGUUAGUCUUCUUGAAGAAAUCUUCCAUUUGAUGGAAACUGCUCCUCAUACAAUGAUUCAGCCACCUGUGAAAUCUUUCCCAACUAUGGCACGCAUUACAGGCCCUCCAGAAAGGGAUGAUCCUUACCCUGUCCUGUUUAGAUAUCUUCAUAGUCACCAUUUCUUGGAAUGCAUUACUUUGCUACUGUCUAUUCCAGUGACAGGUGCACAUCCAGGUGUGCUUCAAGCUAUACGAGAUAUAUUGCGUUUCCUGGCACAGUCACAGAAGGGUCUUCUUUUCUUUAUUUCUGAGUAUGAAGCAACAAACUUGUUGAUUAGAGCACUUUGCCAGUUUUCUGAUCCGGAUCAAGAGGAAGGUCUCCAAUCGGAUGGUGCCAAUGAGGAUACUUUUGCCCUGUGGCUCCUGCAUUCGACACAGACGUUACAGUGCAUUUCAGAAUUAUUCUGCCACUUUCAGCGGUGCACAGCCAGUGAGGAGACCGACCAUUCGGAUCUGCUGGGAACACUUCACAACCUUUACUUGAUUACCUUUAACCCUGUGGGAAGAUCUGCAGUGGCUCAUGUAUUCAAUCUGGAGAAAAAUCUCCAAAGUCUUAUUACUUUAAUGGAGUACUAUUCCAAAGAAGCUUUAGGAGACUCAAAGUCUAAGAAGUCAGUUGCUUAUAAUUAUGCCUGCAUCCUUGUUUUGCUGGUCGUUCAAUCUUCCAGUGAUGUCCAAAUGUUGGAACAGCACUCAGCGCCUUUGCUGAAGCUUUGUAAGGCAGACGAAAAUAACACCAAAUUGCAAGAGCUCAGCAAGUGGCUUGAACCUUUGAAAAACCUUAGAUUUGAAAUAAAUUGUAUUCCAAAUCUCAUUGAAUAUAUCAAACAGAAUAUUGACAGUUUGAUGACCCCAGAUGGAGUUGGUCUUCCUACUGCGCUUCGUGUUCUUUGUCAUGUUGCAUGUCCACCACCUCUGGUAGAAGGUCAACAGAAAGACCUUAAAUGGAAUCUUGCAGUUAUUCAGCUCUUUUCUUCUGAGGGAAUGGACACCUUCAUUCGGGUAUUGCAGAAGCUGAACAGCAUACUUAUUCAGCCUUGGCGACUCCAUGUCAACAUGGGCACCACGCUUCACAGAGUUACUACUAUUUCUAUGGCCCGCUGUACACUUACUCUCCUUAAAACAAUGCUAACAGAACUGCUGAGGGGUGGAUCUUUUGAAUUCAAAGACAUGCGUGUUCCAUCAGCACUUGUUUCUCUACACAUGCUCCUGUGUUCUAUUCCUCUCUCAGGCCGCUUAGAUAGCGAUGAACAAAAAAUUCAGAAUGACAUUGUUGAUAUUUUACUGACUUUUACACAAGGUGUUAAUGAAAAACUUACCAUUUCGGAAGAAACUUUGGCGAACAAUACUUGGUCUUUAAUGCUGAAGGAAGUUCUUUCUUCAAUUUUGAGAAUUCCCGAAGGCUUUUUCUCUGGACUUAUACUGCUUUCAGAAUUGUUGCCUCUUCCACUGCCCAUGCAGACAACUCAGGUAAUUGAACCACAUGAUAUUUCAGUGGCACUCAACACCAGGAAGCUGUGGAGUAUGCAUCUUCAUGUUCAAGCCAAACUGAUACAAGAGAUAGUUCGAUCUUUCUCUGGUUCAUCUUGCCAGCCUAUUCAGCAUAUGUUGAGACGUAUUUGUGUUCAGUUGUGUGACUUGGCUUCACCUACUGCUCUUCUUAUCAUGAGGACUGUAUUGGAUCUGAUUGUAGAAGACCUACAAAGCAACACAGAAGAUAAAGAGAAACAGUACACUGGACAGACCACUCGAUUGCUUGCUUUAUUGGAUGCCCUGGCUUCUCACAAAGCUUGUAAAUUGGCUAUUUUGCAUCUUAUCAAUGGAACUACUAAAGGUGAUGAAAAGUAUGCAGAGAUUUUCCAGGAGCUCUUGGCUUUAAUGCGAUCGGCUGGGGACAAUGUCACUCAUCAACAGAGCGCUGAAUAUGUAACUUCCCUUUUGCAAUCUCUCUGUGAUCAGGAUAUUGCACUCAUUUUACCAAGUUCAUCAUCAGAAGGCUCUGUGUCUGAAUCAGAGCAGCUUUCCAAUUCCUUACCAAGCAAAGAGCUGAUGCCCUUAAUUUGUGACUGUCUGAUGGAAACAUUAACUAAUUCUGAGAGCAGUUACAGUUGUCUGCUGACAUGUAUCCGAACAAUGAUGUUCCUUACAGAGCAUGACUAUGGCUUCUAUCACUUAAAGAGCUCUCUAAGAAAACAUAGCAGUGCUCUGUACACUGUAUUAAAACGAGUAAUAACUAGUUUUAGCAAAGACACAGGUGAACUGGCCUCUUCUUUUUUGGAUUUUAUGCGACAGAUUCUAAACUCUGAUACGCUGGGAUGUUGUGGAGAUGAUGGAAGCCUUAUGGAAGCAGAUGGAUCUCAUCCAGGCAGAACGCUGGGUCUAACUACUGCAGAGUUAAAACAUCUACUGCAGAACAAAGAAGAAACCCCAGAAAACCUGCUGCUUGAUCUGGAGAAACAUGUUAUGGAUCGUUCUAAGGAAGAUGAUGGCCUUGAAUCCUUACUGGACAACAUUGUUGGAGUGAGGCAGAUGUUGGAAUCGGCAGGUGAUUCUUGUCCGCUGAGUGACCAAGAUGUAGAGCCUAUUCUUUCUGCACCAGACUCUCUUCAGAAUUUGUUUAACAACAGGACUACAUACGUGUUGGCAGACGUGAUGGAUGACCAGCUGAAGUCCAUGUGGUUCUCGCCCUUUCAGGCUGAAGAAAUAGAUACUGAUUUGGAUAUGGUAAAAGUUGACUUAAUUGAACUGUCAGAGAAGGGCUGCAGUGACUUUGACUUGCAAGCUGAAUUGGAGAGGUCAUUUUUGUCAGAACCGUCAUCUCCUGGCCGCACAAAAACCACAAAAGGGUUCAAACUUGGCAAGCACAAGCAUGAGACCUUCAUAACUUCAAGUGGAAAAUCUGAGUACAUAGAGCCUGCAAAGAGAGCUCAUGUUGUGCCACCACCAAGAGGAAGAGGCAGGGGAGGAUUUGGACAAGGAAUUCGACCACAUGAUAUCUUCCGUCAGAGGAAACAGAAUACAAGCAGGCCACCCUCCAUGCAUGUGGAUGAUUUUGUUGCUGCAGAGAGCAAAGAAGUGGUUGCUCCAGAUGGGAUACCACCAGCCAAAAGGCCACCAAAAGUGUCACAGAAGAUUUCUUCACGUGGUGGCUUCUCAGGGAAUCGUGGAGGACGAGGAGCUUUUCACAGUCAGAACAGGUUCUUUACACCACCUGCUUCAAAAGGAAAUUACAGUCGUCGUGAAGGUGCUCGAGGCUCAAGUUGGAGUGCACAGAGUACGCCCAGGGGAACCUACAAUGACAGUAGAGGUGGUCAGAGCAAUUUUAACAGGGGUCCACUGCCACCACUGAGACCAUUAAGUUCAGCAGGCUACCGACCGAGUCCUCGCGACCGUGCUUCCAGAGGCCGGGGAGGAAUUGGACCGUCUUGGACAAGUGCUAAUAGUAGUAGCAGUGGUGGCUCAAGAGGAAAGUUUGUUAGUGGAGGCAGUGGAAGAGGUCGUCAUGUACGUUCCUUCACACGAUAAAAUGGGUCCUAAUGGAACAGCCCAACCGUGUGGACUUCUGUGAAGAUGACAAAGAAAGUGGCGGCACUAAAGGACCAAUUCAGAGUUACUGGUAUCUGGAGGACAUCAAGAGAAUAUUUUUGU
Molecule: messenger RNA, 5592 nt
Organism: Gavia stellata (red-throated loon)
Lineage: Eukaryota; Metazoa; Chordata; Aves; Gaviiformes; Gaviidae
Gene: VIRMA
Product: vir like m6A methyltransferase associated
Exons: 24
Coding region: 1-5469 (1822 amino acids)
Cellular component (GO): RNA N6-methyladenosine methyltransferase complex
Molecular function (GO): RNA binding
Source: RefSeq, a predicted model, not a curated record